UGUUGUUGCCCCCAGCGUAUGCAGUUAGCAGCCACCUGUUGAGUUCAGACGCUUGCCAUCGUCCCUUUCCGCAUUACUCACUUCUCUUUUCCUACACUAACUUAACUUCUUCUGCUACAUUUCCUUUAUACCUUCUUUUUUGUUCUUCAUUAUAAUAAUAUUAUAAUAUAUAUUUUUACAGUUUUCUUCUUCAGCCCUUCUUCAGCCCUUCUUCAAUCCAAUUCACCAUUUCAUCAAAAUCCAAAAACCCUAUUCAGUUAUUCCCUUUGGAAUCGAUUUCAACACUUUAUACCUCUCAGUGAUGAGUUUGCCUCCUUUUUAAUGGCUUACACUCUUCACAAACCUCUUUCACAUCUAACCACCUUUUCAAUACUCUUAUACUUCACUUUAUCUUUCGCUUCUCAGAAUUCGCACCAUGGAUUCUCGAUCCUCGAUUCCGAUUUCGACGCGCUAUUUGGCGACUACACGCCUCCGGCGCCGCCGCCGCCGCCGCCACUGCCUCAUCCGCCCUCGCUCACGUGCCAGGAGGGUCUCAAUGGGACGGGCUCGCUCGCCACCACAUGCGAUCUCAAUUCGAGUCUGCUUUUCGACGGCGACGUGUACAUAGAAGGGAACGGGAGUUUGAACAUACUUCCCGGCGUGAAUUUGAGUUGCCCCGUGUUGGGGUGCGCGAUUUUGAUUAACGUGAGUGGCGAAUUUAGUUUGCAGAGUGGUGCUGUUAUGGUUGCAGGGACGGUGAUGGUGGUUUCGCGGAACGCGAGUUUGUUCAGCGGUUCGUUGAUAAACGUGACUGGACUGGCCGGGGCGCCGCCGGCGCAGACGAGCGGGACGCCGUCGGGGACGCAGGGGGCGGGAGGAGGGCACGGAGGGAGAGGCGCCACCUGUGUUUCGGAUAAUACGAAGCUUCCCGAUGAUGUUUGGGGUGGGGAUGCGUACUCGUGGUCGUCGCUGGAUAAGCCGUGGAGUUAUGGGAGUAAGGGUGGGACGACUAGUAAGGAGGAGAAGUAUGGAGGGGAAGGAGGGGGGAGAAUUAAGCUUAUUGCUGUUGAUUCCGUUGAUGUGUCUGGGGAUCUCUUGGCAAAUGGAGGAGACGGUGGGAUCAAAGGUGGAGGAGGUUCUGGUGGCAGCAUUUUUAUUAAAGCUCAUAGAAUGUNAAAAUACAUAAUAUAA
Molecule: messenger RNA, 1170 nt
Organism: Vigna umbellata (rice bean)
Lineage: Eukaryota; Viridiplantae; Streptophyta; Magnoliopsida; Fabales; Fabaceae
Source: RefSeq, a predicted model, not a curated record